Wickerhamiella sorbophila is the source of this 1257-nucleotide messenger RNA. Its product is annotated as Global transcription regulator sge1. The transcript has a single exon. Bases 1 to 1257 code for a protein of 418 amino acids. Lineage: Eukaryota; Fungi; Ascomycota; Dipodascomycetes; Dipodascales; Trichomonascaceae. The record is from RefSeq and is a predicted model, not a curated record. Gene Ontology annotation, molecular function: DNA binding.
AUGGACUCCUUGACAACCACUCCUACAUACUUUGGCUUGGUUAGAGAUAUCAACGACGCUUUAAUCUUGUUUCAGUUAGCGGUAGAUGGCGAACUCAAACUGGUGCAACAGCGCCUAAGCGAAGAGGACCGCAACAGACUCAUCAAAUCCGGGAAUAUCUUUAUCUUCAAAGAAAGCAGCGGAAUAAGGCGUUGGACAGACAGCGUUUCUUGGUCUCCAUCUCGUAUUGUUGACAACUUUCUUGUUUAUCGUGAAGUCAAGAAGGACGAGAGUGGACACAGAAGAGACAUCUCAAAGAAUCGAUCCCGCUCAAUUGGAUAUCGGGACCGAGAACGAUCAAGGUCCCCGAAAAGACCUGAACCCUGCCGAAUGGUCACCAAACGACCGGAUCCAGCUCUUGUAGGCUCUUUGGCAGAUAGUGAGCACUUCAAAGAAGGUGGCCUUGUUAAAAGGACCAUCACUGCCAAGUUCAAAAAUGAGACUUACCACUUGGUCUCAUAUUAUACCCUAGAAGAUGCGGAAGACUGCCGACUACCUCAGAUCAGUCACAAUCCAAAUUAUACGGAUCUAGAAAUUCAUCAAGAUCUGAUAAACAGCCCGUCCUUUAGAGUGACGCUGAAUGGGUGCAUGAACCCAAUGGUAGAAGGCUACGAAAAGCAACCGCAACCUCUUGAAUUUUAUGGAAACUAUGGACGAACAACUCAAUCUUCAUAUCCUCCGGCCCAACCAGCCCUAAUGCCGUCGUAUCUGCCCAACGUAUCACCACAAAGACACCAUCAACCUCGCUACGUUGACAGCCUACCCCACGGUACAGGCCCUUAUGGAACCGUGCCUGGAAUUCCUUGGAGAUCCGGGAAUCGUCCACUAAGUGAGACAUGCAGUCCCACUCGUUCUCAGCAGAUGGCUUCCCAUCCAGUCUGGCCAUCCCAUCCGACUCCAACUGACCCCAGUCCACGAUCUGGACGGGAUGUCAGACUAAGUGACAGCUACUCGCCUGUACAAGGAAGCUACCCCACCAGUGUUCCAGAGUACUAUGAUAAUAUCGAUCACAGUCUUGGGUAUAAUCGUCCAAGUUCAAUGACCCUGUCGACGCCCCCGAAUCCCCCUGCCAUGUUUGGUCGAAAUGACUACAACACACCCGUGUACGACCCCGCGAAAAAGUCAGGGGAGUACGCAAGAUCUUAUUACGAUGGCAAUAUCAAGGACGACUCGUUUGGAGGAAGAUUGUACGAUAAUGAAGAAAAGCCACUGCGUUAA